Messenger RNA from Gongylonema pulchrum, 315 nucleotides. Lineage: Eukaryota; Metazoa; Nematoda; Chromadorea; Rhabditida; Gongylonematidae. The record is from the annotation of a GenBank genome assembly.
AUGGCUGCAUCCUCAUCCCGCCUAAUCUCGUAUUACUGUUGCUCGAGCACUUAUCAAGUGAUCAACUUUUUCACGGACGACAACGGUCAUCCAUAUAAACUGCGGAAGUGGAGGAUACCCGGGUCGAACAUGUGCGAUCCGAGCUCAAUUUCAUCCGGCAUAACCAGGUUUACGCCAACCGUCUACAUACCUUCAUCGAGUGUCGCGACGUUGACGCCUUCUCCGAGUGCCCAUUUGUGCUGUCCCAGACUUCUUGCAUUUUUAAGCCUUUUUCUUUUAUCAAUGCCAAACAAAAUGUAUUACUUGUGCUUUUAA